Messenger RNA from Telopea speciosissima, 6924 nucleotides. RefSeq names its product protein TIC236, chloroplastic. The record is from RefSeq and is a predicted model, not a curated record. The transcript is spliced from 23 exons. Lineage: Eukaryota; Viridiplantae; Streptophyta; Magnoliopsida; Proteales; Proteaceae. Gene Ontology annotation, cellular component: plasma membrane. Bases 115 to 6816 code for a protein of 2233 amino acids. Gene Ontology annotation, biological process: protein secretion.
GAUUUGAAUGUCCAGAUUCCCAGUGAUAUACUGGAACUUUAGGGGACUGAGAGCUGGUUCUUGGUCCCAGGCAGAUGUGUGCAAUCUGGAGUCAGAAAACGGUGGAAGAAAAUAAUGAGCAUUGAACAUCUCCAGAGCCCAUUUAUAGGCUUCCCACUCCGAAGUGCCCCGAAUCAGAAAAGCAAUGUAAGUUUCACUUUUGUGGAUAGGAGGAGGUUGCGAACAAAUGCUUUUCCCAAGUUCUAUUGUGCAAAGCAGAAUUAUGGUGGGUACCGAGGGAUUUCGUUUUCAGAUUUUAGUGGGAGACAAACUGGGUUUUUGUCAAGCAACUUUGGAUCAAAAAGGAAUUUGAAGAUGAACUUCACCUGUGAGCUUUUCUCCCGAAGUAAGGUUAUGGUUAGAUCUUUGGAUCCUUUGUGGAAGGAGGGAUUGCUUUUAAUUAGGUGCUCGGUUUUCUUUGCUGUAAUAUCUGCGUUAGGGAUAUUGGUUUGGUAUGGGCAAGUGAAAGCCCGGAGUCUUAUUGAAGCCAGGUUUCUGCCAUCUGUUUGUUCAGUACUGAGUGAAUAUUUGCAGCGUGAGCUUGAUUUUGGUAAGGUUCGAAGUAUUUCACCUUUGGGCAUUACCUUAGAAUCAUGCUCAAUUGGGCCUCAUCACGAAGAGUUCUCCUGUGGUGAGGUCCCCUCUAUGAAACUUCGUGUCCGUCCUUUUGCUAGCUUGAGGAGGGGGAAGAUUGUGAUAGAUGCAGUUUUAUCUCAGCCAAGUGUGCUUAUUGUGCAAAAAAAGGAUUUCUCUUGGUUAGGUAUUCCUUCAUCUGAAGGUGCUUUGCAGAGGCAUUCCUCAACUGAAGAAGGGAUAGAUUAUCGUAUGAAAACCCGGAGGGUUGCUAGAGAGGAAGCUGCAGCUCGCUGGUCCAGAGAAAGGGAUGAAGCAGCAAGAAAAGCUGCAGAGACUGGCUACAUUGUCCCUCGGCAAUGGUCUAGUUCCUCAGAAGUUGAUGUUCCCAAGGAGGAUUCAGAACAUUCGAAUGGGAUAGCCACCUCAGAGUCCUUUUUUUGCAUGGAUGAGCGGAUGCACUGGAAGGAUCAUCAUUGCAUGGACACAGGUAUUGAGUUCGGGUUGAAGCAUGCAGAUCUAGAGAAAUCAUUUGGUGUGAAAAAUCCGAGUACCAGCCUAAAGUUCUGGUCUAGAAUGAUAUCACCUAUAAAAGACAGAUUCAAAAGAAAAGCUUGUGGUAGAGAUAUCUCUGAAGCUGGUGCUGCUGUCAAAAGGAGAAAUCUUGAGCGAAGUGCAGUAGCUGCACUUGCAUAUUUCCGAGGUCAAGCUGGUGGGAAGUCCAGUGAGCCUUUGCAAGUAGUGCGACCUUCAGUCGAGACUCUUGUUAUGGAAGGUGAGGAUACUCAUGAUGCAACCAGGGCUGCGGUUAGUAAUGCCAAAUUUAGGGGAUAUGAUGACCAAUAUGUCAAAGCUGAUUGCAAAGAGGAGAAGAUUGCCAGGCAUGAAACCUUACAAAAUGCUUCUGGAUACUCCACAGGCAACGUGAACAUGGAGUUAGUAGACAACAUGACUAAUAGCUUUGGAUAUCAAGGUAAUUCAGGACUUCAGCAUCUUAAAGCAAACAAACAGACCAGUGUAAAAAAUGAUAAUGGCUUCAGUUUUGUGCGAUUACCUUUUCUUAUGAAUGUUGGAAAACUUAGCAGAGUAAAUACACCUUGGGAAAAAUUGACACUGAAUGGGAAAAAGCAAACCGAUGAGUGCAAUGUAAACAUCGAGAAAUUAGAUGGAAUUCAUGUUCAGGAUAGUCAUUUUGACUCCAGAGUCAGUUCCAAUAGAUUACAGAACCAGACGACGGAGUCUUUUCAAGAGAAAUCCAUGGGCUGCAGCAUAGGUCAUACAUCUGAAGGUGCAAGUCUCACAAAGCUUGACCCUUCACUGGCUAUUAACCAUUCAAUUCCCAUAUGGUACUUGGGCUUGAAAUCAGGUUUACCCUCUUUCUCUAGGGCUGUUGGAGAACUGUUAUCUGAUUAUUUGGCCGGUCACGUUCAGAAACUGAAGUCAGGCAUUGGUCUAAAGGUUGAAGAUCUUGUUGCUGAACUUACUGAAGGGGUAGAUGAAGUACAGACAGAAGGUGUUGAGAAGAUGCUCCCAGUUACAUUGGAUUCUGUGUAUUUCACAGGGGGAUCAUUGAUGCUAUUAGCGUACGGUGACCAGGAGCCCAGAGAGAUGGACAAUGUAUCUGGACACGUAAAAUUUCAAAAUCACUAUGGCCGUGUGCACAUACAGCUAAGUGGGUCCUGUAAGACCUGGAGAUCAAAUACAGAACCUGAAGAUGGUGGCUGGCUGUCCGCAGAUGUGUUUGUUGACAGCAUUGAGCAGAAAUGGCAUGCUAAUUUAAAGAUUGUAAACCUCUUUGUGCCGCUUUUUGAAAGGAUUUUAGAAAUUCCUAUCAUGUGGACUCAAGGGAGAGCCAGUGGUGAGGUUCACAUAUGCAUGUCAAGAGGAGAGAUGUUUCCUAAUCUUCAUGGACAGCUUGAUGUGAAGGGUCUGACUUUCCAAAUAUUCGAUGCUCCCUCAAGUUUUGCAGAAAUGGCAGCAAGUCUAUGUUUUCGGGGUCAACGAAUAUUCUUACACAGUACAAGUGGCUGGUUUGGUGAUGCUCCUCUCGAAGCCUCUGGGGACUUCGGUAUAAAUCCUGAGGAUGGGGAGUUCCAUCUAAUGUGCCAGGUUCCACAUGUUGAAGUGAAUGCCCUUAUGAAGACUUUCAAUAUGAAGCCUUUAUUGUUCCCGGUGGCCGGAUCAGUAACUGCUGUAUUCAACUGUCAAGGCCCCUUGGAUGCCCCUGUAUUUGUGGGAAGUGGAAUGGUUUCAAGGAAGACAGUUCAUUCACUUUCUGAAUACCCUCUAUCCUCUGCAUCUGAAGCAGUUAUGAAGAAUAAGGAGGCUGGGGCAGUGGCAGCAUUUGAUCGUGUUCCAUUUUCAUAUGUAUCAGCCAAUUUCACUUUCAACAGUGAUAACUGUGUUGCUGACUUGUAUGGAAUCAGAGCAAGCCUCUUGGAUGGUGGUGAAAUUCGAGGGGCUGGAAAUGCAUGGAUCUGCCCAGAGGGUGAGGUGGAUGACACAGCAAUGGAUGUGAACUUUUCUGGAAAUUUGUCUUUUGACAAAAUUUUGUAUCGGUAUUUACCAGGUGAAAUUCAACUGAUGCCAUUCAAAAUGGGGGAACUAAAUGGUGAAACCAAACUUUCUGGAGCCCUAUUGAGACCGAGAUUUGACAUCAAGUGGGUGGCACCAAAAGCUGAAGGGUCAUUCAGUGAUGCACGUGGGGAUAUUAUUAUUUCACAUGAUUAUAUUACUGUUAAUUCUUCAUCGAUUGCUUUUGACUUGUAUGCUAGAGUUCAAACAUCUUAUCCUGAUGAGUAUUGGUUAAACAGAAAAGAAGUUAAUGAUCUAAAUGAUGCCAUGCCCUUUAUCAUAGAGGGAGUUGACUUGGACUUCCGGAUGCGUGGUUUUGAGUUCUUCAGUUUGAUGUCCUCUUACCCUUUUGAUUCUCCAAGACCUGUUUAUCUGAAAGCGACUGGAAGGGUUAAGUUUCAAGGAAAAGUUUUGAAGGCCACUGAUGUAAUUGAUGAGGAAGUCAAUGGUGUUGAAGGAAAUUUUCUAGACAGGCAAAAGACUGACAAAGAGACGACAACUAGUCUUGUUGGGGAGGUUUCACUUUCAGGCAUCAAACUGAACCAGCUGAUGUUGGCUCCUCAGUUGAUCGGAUCCUUAAGCAUUUCACGUGAGAAAAUCAAGUUGGAUGCUACAGGGAGACCCGAUGAGAGUUUGGGAGUUGAGGUUGUUGGACCAUUGCGACCUAUUACUGAAGAAAACUUGCAAAAUGAAACAAUGGUGUCCUUUUCUCUUCAAAAGGGGCAACUUAGAACUAAUGUUUGUUACCGACCACAACAUUCAGCUAGCUUGGAGGUGCGCCAUUUACCGCUUGAUGAGCUGGAGCUAGCUUCACUUAGGGGAAUGCUACAAAGGGCAGAGCUCCAACUUAAUUUUCAGAAAAGGAGGGGUCAUGGGAUGUUAUCUGUAUUUCAUCCCAAAUUCAGUGGUGUACUAGGUGAAGCCCUGGAUGUGGCUGCUCGGUGGAGUGGGGAUGUUAUAACUGUUGAAAAAACAGUUCUGGAACAGACCAGUAGCCGAUACGAGCUUCAAGGUGAGUAUGUGCUGCCUGGUACACGUGACCGACACCCUACUGGUACGGAGGGGAGUGGCUUGUUGAAAAGGGCAAUGUCUGGGCAUCUAGGUAGUGUGAUAUCUUCCAUGGGUAGGUGGCGAAUGAGGCUAGAAGUUCCUAGAGCUGAAGUUGCUGAAAUGCUUCCACUUGCACGACUUCUUUCUCGAAGUACCGAUCCUGCUGUCCGCUCUCGAUCAAAGGACCUAUUUAUACAAAGUUUGCAGGCUGUAGGGUUAUAUGCUGAAAGUCUUCGAGAUCUGCUUGAGGAAAUACAGAGGGAUAACACUCCAUUAGAUGAAGUCAUUCUUGAAGACAUAACUCUUCCCGGUUUAGCCGAACUGAAAGGUCGCUGGCGUGGCUCUCUUGAUGCUAGUGGUGGAGGCAAUGGGGACACAAUGGCAGACUUUGAUUUCCAUGGGGAGGAUUGGGAGUGGGGAACCUACAAAACUCAACGUGUCCAGGCAGUUGGUGCAUACAGCAACAAUGAUGGUCUACGUCUUGAGAAAAUGUUCAUCCAAAGAGAUAAUGCCACAAUCCAUGCGGAUGGGACUUUAUUAGGGCCAAAAACAAACCUUCAUUUUGCUGUUUUGAAUUUUCCUAUUGGUCUGGUCCCAACACUGGUUCAAGUUAUUGAAUCUUCAGCCUCAGUUGCUGUACACUCUUUGCGACAAUUUUUGACACCCAUUAAGGGCAUUUUGCACAUGGAAGGAGAUCUUAGAGGAAGCCUUGCAAAGCCAGAAUGUGAUGUCCAAGUAAGGUUACUUGAUGGAGCUAUUGGGGGGAUUGAUCUUGGACGAGCUGAAAUUGUUGCUUCCCUGACCUCUGGCAGUCGUUUUCUUUUCAAGGCGAACUUUGAACCCAUUAUUCAAAGUGGACAUGUACACAUACAAGGAAGUGUUCCUGUAACUUCUAUGCAAAAUAACACGUUACAAGAAGAAAAUAAGGAAAUGGAUAAAGUAGGAGCAAUUUCAAUCCCUGGUUGGGCAAAGGAAAAGGAUAGAGGCUCUGUUGAAGAAAUUAGUGAAAAGAAGAUCUCCAGAGAUAGAAAUGAAGAAGGUUGGGAUAUUCAGUUGGCAGAAAGUCUAAAAAAUUUAAAAUGGACCAUAUUAGAUGUUGGGGAUGUUAGGGUUGAUGCGGACAUCAAAGAUGGGGGCAUGAUGUUGAUAACAGCCUUGUGCCCCUAUGCCAACUGGCUUCAUGGCAAUGCCGACAUUGUUCUCCAGAUUCGAGGCACAGUUGAGCAACCAGUGAUGGAUGGAUCUGCAUCAUUCCACCGGGCAUCUAUAUCUUCACCAGUACUACGGAAGCCAAUUACCAACCUAGGUGGUACAGUUCAUGUAAAAUCUAACAGGUUAUGUAUCAGUUCCUUGGAAAGCAGAGUAAGCAGAAGAGGAAAGUUGUUUGUGAAGGGGAACUUACCUCUCAAAACAAGUGAAGCAUUUCCAGGCGAUAAAAUUGACUUGAAAUGUGAGGUUUUGGAAGUUCGGGCAAAAAAUAUCUUAAGUGGUCAGGUGGACAGCCAGAUCCAAAUAAUGGGUUCCAUAUUACAACCAAACAUUUCUGGAAUGAUAAAAUUGAGCCGUGGAGAAGCAUACCUGCCUCAUGAUAAGGGUAAUGGAGCGGCUGACUUUAAUAGGUUGACAUCAAAUCGAUCAAGCCUUCCAAGUCGCAGUUACAACCGAAUGGCUUCUGCUGGGCAUGCCUCACGGUUUUUUGGUUCGGAACCUGCUUCUUCCAAUGCCAAAUUCCCUCAACCGACAGGCAAACAAGCUGAAGUUGAAAAGGAAAUAGAGCAAACAAAUAGUAAGCCAAAAGUUGAUAUCCGCCUCACUGACUUGAAGCUUGUUCUCGGACCAGAGUUAAGAAUAGUUUAUCCUUUGAUUCUCAACUUUGCUGUUAGUGGAGAGCUUGAACUAAAUGGGUUGGCCCAUCCUAAAUGGAUAAAACCUAAAGGAAUUUUAGCCUUUGAGAAUGGUGAUGUCAAUCUUGUUGCUACUCAGGUGAGGCUUAAAAGAGAGCAUCUUAAUGUAGCAAAGUUUGAACCUGAUCUCGGGCUUGACCCAAUGCUGGACUUAGCUUUGGUUGGAUCAGAAUGGCAAUUCAGGAUUCAAAGUCGAGCCAGUAAUUGGCAGGACAAUUUGGUUGUGACAUCAACACAGGAUGUCCUCUCACCUGUGCAGGCUGCCCGAGUAUUUGAGUCUCAGUUGGCGGAGUCUAUCCUGGAAGGAGAUGGCCAGCUUGCAUUCAAGAAGCUUGCUACUGCAACACUAGUAACAUUAAUGCCAAGAAUAGAAGGGAAGGGAGAAAUUGGACAGGCUAGGUGGAGGCUUGUGUAUGCACCUCAGAUCCCUAGUCUUCUUUCUCUUGAUUCAACUGUUGAUCCUAUCAGAUCACUAGCAAAUCUUUCCUUUGGCACUGAAGUCGAAGUCCAGCUCGGGAAACGACUCCAGGCCUCAAUUUCAAGACAGAUGAAGGACUCUGAGAUGGCAAUGCAAUGGACAUUGAUUUACCAGCUCACAAGCCGCCUACGUGUACUUUUGCAAUCUACUCCAUCUAAACGCCUCUUGUUCGAGUAUUCUGCUACAUCGCAGGAUUGAUUAAUUGCAUAGGUUGCCAUCGAAGCAGUGAAUUCACUUCAGAUUAGACAUAUUCCAAACAGUUGACUUCUGAUGUUAUGAUCACUGAAUAUAACCAAAUGCCCAUUC